GCGCCGGGACGACGCGGCCGGCUCCGGAGCCCUUUGUGAGGGCUGCGGGAGCGCCGGACGGCGGCACCAUGAGCGGUGCGGACGGAACGGCUGGGGCGUCCGUGAGCUCGGCGCCGCCCGAGCAGGAGGAGGGCGUGACAUGGUGGUACCGCUGGCUGUGUCGCCUGUCGGGGGUGUUAGGGGCCGUCUCUUGCGCCAUCUCCGGCUUCUUCAACUGCAUUACCAUCCACCCUCUGAACAUCGCGGCCGGCGUGUGGAUGAUCAUGAACGCGUUCGUCCUGCUGCUGUGCGAGGCGCCCUUCUGCUGCCAGUUCAUCGAGUUUGCGAACACGGUGGCAGCGAAGGUGGACCAGCUGCGCUCCUGGCAGAAGGCCGUCUUCUACUGCGGUACAAGUCAGGCUGUGAUGAACAUCUCGGUGCUAAAACUUUCUGUGUUGAUGAUGAUUUCCUUAGGAUCUAUUUCCAGGAUGGCCAUCGUUCCCAUCAUCAUCAGCCUGACCCUGACCACACUGCUGGGCAACGCCAUCGCCUUCGCCACCGGAGUGCUGUACGGACUGUCUGCUCUGGGCAAGAAGGGCGACGCGAUCUCCUACGCCAGGAUCCAGCAGCAGAAGCAGCAGGCGGACGAGGAGAAGCUCACGGACACCCUGGAGGGGGAGCUGUGAUGUGGUCGGGGGGCCCUCCCGCCCCCCCGUCGGCCCUCUGGUCUGUGUGAGCACGUCCCCAAGGCGCACUGACCCUGAGGGGCAGCCUGGAAGAGGAGCCUGUGUCCAGCUCCCUCAGUCCCUCUCACCUGUCCCCGCACCUGG
This is a messenger RNA of Lagenorhynchus albirostris (white-beaked dolphin), 809 nucleotides long. It is a transcript of the gene CACFD1, whose product is annotated as calcium channel flower domain containing 1. Gene Ontology annotation, cellular component: membrane. The record is from RefSeq and is a predicted model, not a curated record. Gene Ontology annotation, biological process: vesicle-mediated transport. The transcript is spliced from 6 exons. Bases 69 to 665 code for a protein of 198 amino acids. Lineage: Eukaryota; Metazoa; Chordata; Mammalia; Artiodactyla; Delphinidae.